UUAAAAAUUAAAAAUUUCAAUUAUUAUUUGUUGCUUCGUUCUGUCUUCACUGUCACUGUUUCUCUUUCAUUUCCCUUCCCAAACAAAGAAACACCAAACUCUUACAACUCAAAAAUCUCCCAUUUCAACUUUACUUUUACACACAGAAUAGAACAGCAGGUUAUGUUGAAUGUGAGUGAAACCCUCAGCAUUUUCUUCUAAACCAAACACUCACAGAUUGGAAAAAUUAUUUUAUUAUUUAAUCUUGUAAAUUUAAGCUCUUUCUAAAAUGCGGGAACGCCGGUGUUUCUUCAAGGUGUUAAGACCGAUCGGAAAUUUGCCGGCGAUUUAAUGGAAACUUCUACACUGUUAAGCGGUGCCGUUUUUGUCGUCUCAUGGAGGUGUUUUGCCAGUGUGGGAGUACUACUUCAUGUUCGCUCCCUAAGCUCAGAUUCGCCGUCGUUGUUUUCGAGAUUGCAAUAUUGAUAUUUUUAUGCUUUCAACCUGCUAAUGCUGACCAUCAAGAAGACCAUGUACAGUGGCAAGGCCAAGAAAGAGGAAGUGGAAAUAUCAUCUCACAUUCAUGUAUUCAUGACCAGAUAAUUGAACAGAGGAGACGACCUGGUAGAAAGGUGUACUCUGUUACCCCUCAGGUUUAUGAUCAUUCUGGUAUAUAUAAAUCCCUUCAUCAUAAAGGAAGGGCAUUGCUUGGAGUUUCAGAUUUCCAUGUGCAGCAAAAGGAUGUAAAGCAACCUGUUAGAAUUUUUUUAAAUUAUGAUGCUGUUGGCCAUUCUCUAGAUAGAGAUUGCAGAAAACUUGGUGACAUUGUCAAGCUUGGAGAACCUCCUGUGACUUCUCUUCCUGGGAAUCCUUCUUGCAGUCCUCACAGUGAUCCUCCAAUUCUCGGUGACUGCUGGUAUAACUGCACUUUGGAUGAUAUAUCUGGGGAGGAUAAAAGGCGUCGUCUUCAUAAGGCUUUGGGGCAGACGGCUGACUGGUUUAGGAGAGCACUUGCUGUUGAACCUGUGAAGGGAAACUUGCGGUUAAGUGGAUAUUCUGCUUGUGGGCAAGAUGGGGGAGUUCAACUUCCACGUGAAUAUGUGGAAGAGGGUGUGGCUGAUGCGGACUUAGUUUUGUUGGUAACUACAAGACCUACCACUGGUAACACUCUUGCAUGGGCAGUGGCAUGCGAACGUGAUCAAUGGGGCCGUGCAAUUGCUGGACAUGUAAAUGUCGCUCCUCGCCAUUUAACAGCUGAGGCUGAGACUUUACUUUCAGCCACUCUGAUUCAUGAGGUUAUGCACGUUCUUGGUUUUGAUCCCCAUGCCUUUGCCCACUUCAGGGAUGAGAGGAAAAGAAGGCGGGGUCAGGUUACUGAACAAGUCCUUGAUGAAAAACUUGGGCGGAUGGUAACUCGUGUUGUGCUUCCAAGGGUUGUCAUGCACUCCCGACAUCAUUAUGGGGCAUUCUCUGAGAAUUUUACUGGUUUAGAACUUGAAGAUGGGGGAGGACGUGGCACAUCAGGGUCACACUGGGAAAAAAGGCUUCUGAUGAAUGAGAUUAUGACAGGAUCUGUAGAUACACGGUCUGUAGUUUCAAAAAUGACACUGGCUUUAUUGGAGGAUAGUGGGUGGUACCAGGCUAAUUAUAGUAUGGCAGACCGUCUUGACUGGGGUCGAAAUCAAGGAACUGAGUUUGUUACCUCCCCUUGUAAUCUCUGGAAGGCUGCAUACCAUUGCAACACUACCCAGUUGUCUGGUUGUACAUACAACAGGGAGGCUGAGGGUUACUGCCCUAUUGUAAGUUAUAGUGGGGACCUCCCUCAGUGGGCUCGCUACUUUCCACAGCCAAAUAAAGGUGGACAGUCUUCAUUGGCUGAUUAUUGCACUUAUUUUGUGGCCUAUUCUGAUGGAUCAUGCACAGACACUAAUAGUGCAAGGGCGCCUGACAGAAUGUUGGGUGAAGUUCGAGGGAGUAGCUCCAGGUGUAUGGCUUCAUCAUUAGUACGCACCGGAUUCGUCCGUGGUUCUGUGACGCAAGGAAAUGGCUGUUAUCAGCACAGAUGUCUUAACAACUCUCUCGAGGUUGCCGUGGAUGGUAUUUGGAAAACAUGUCCACAAGCUGGUGGAACGGUGCAGUUUACUGGCUUUAAUGGUGAUCUAAUUUGCCCUGCUUACCAUGAACUUUGCAGUACUGGCUCUGUUUCUGUACUUGGGCAAUGCCCUAAUUCUUGUAAAUUUAAUGGGGACUGUAUUGAUGGAAAGUGCCACUGUUUCCUUGGAUUUCAUGGUCAUGAUUGCAGUAAACGCUCUUGCCCUGGUAAUUGCAAUGGGCGGGGUAUGUGCCUUUCAAAUGGGGUCUGUAAAUGUGAAAAUGGUUACGCUGGCAUUGACUGCUCGACUGCUGUAUGUGAUGAACAAUGCAGCCUUCACGGUGGGGUCUGUGACAAUGGAGUUUGUGAAUUCCGAUGCUCAGACUAUGCAGGCUAUACUUGUCAAAAUAGCUCGUCACUUCUCUCUAGUCUUUCAGUUUGCAGAAAUGUCCUUGAGAGCGAUAUUUCUGGACAACAUUGUGCACCCAGCGAACCAAGUAUCUUGCAGCAGCUAGAAGAGGUGGUUGUAAUGCCAAACUACCACCGAUUAUUCCCUGGUGGCGCUCGAAAGUUAUUUAACAUCUUUGGCAGUAGCUACUGCGACACAGUGGCGAAAAGACUAGCGUGCUGGAUCUCCAUCCAAAAAUGCGACAAGGAUGGCGAUGACAGGCUACGAGUAUGCCAUUCAGCAUGUCAGUCGUAUAAUUUAGCGUGUGGAGCAUCACUCGAUUGCUCAGAUCAAACCCUGUUUAGCAGUGAAGAGGAAGGUGAGGGUCAGUGUACGGGGUCUGUAGAGACGAAAGUUACAUGGUUGAAUCGUCUGGGGAUUAGGUUCUAUUCUAGCAAUAGUUCGUCGAAAGGGACGUCUGUAAAAUAUAGGCAGUUGUAGUUUUUCUUUUUCCGCCGUUUUUUUACCUACCCUUCAUAAUUAUUUUGGGUUGUAAUAUUUCUAGGGCUCCAUUUUAGGAAGUAGCGCGUAGCGGGGACGUGCCUUAGAUGUAGAUGGUGGUUGUCCUUAGCGAUCCAUGAUAUAUCAUUUGAGAAAUUUGGGUGGGAGUGGGUUUUCAAAGAAGAAAGCCCCUUUGUAGAGAAUUGAAAAUGUAUGCAAAAUUUGAAAAAAGAGCUUUGUUAUAUUAUCAGAGGUACGGCCGAAGGCCUUUAAAGAAA
Messenger RNA from Mercurialis annua (annual mercury), 3238 nucleotides. RefSeq lists its product as uncharacterized. The record is from RefSeq and is a predicted model, not a curated record. Gene Ontology annotation, molecular function: metalloendopeptidase activity. Gene Ontology annotation, cellular component: membrane; cytoplasm. Gene Ontology annotation, biological process: proteolysis; cell adhesion. NCBI's taxonomy places the organism in Eukaryota, Viridiplantae, Streptophyta, Magnoliopsida, Malpighiales, Euphorbiaceae.